UUACGGUAAUUAUUUUUAUUUUACGUCACAACUAGACAGGAAGUUGCUUUGCAACGAUGCUUUGGUUGUUGUGUGUGUGGAAGCUCUGUGUGUGUAUGUUGACAGCAGCAGACUAGUCGUUAAUGUUCAUUUUAGGUAGGUAAACAUACUGUUGCUAAAAGGCAAAAAGAAAACUGGCCAGUAGGAAACGUUUCCAGCAGUUUAUAGCAGGUAAAUUAAAGCUGUUGAUACACCACUGGCAGGAAGAUGUCGAAUUGUACUUUCCAGGCACAGCUGGUGUCCAUCAUGGAAAUACUGGCCAAGGCGGCCGUAGCAGAGAUCAACCGACGAGUGAACGACAGCUGCGCGGUGAUCCGCCUGGAAAUGAGACGGAGUCAGAGGGACAUCGAUGCUCUGAAGAGAAAAUACCAUGUCAUGGAGAACGAACUGCGGAGGACAAAGGGACGACCAAGGAAAAAAGUGCCGUUGUGUGUGGUAUCGGAUCGAUACACUCCGACUCCUAGAAGUGUGUCUAUCCAAAACCGGGCGUGUGUGUGGAGUGAAGAACACACCACCGUUAUUCCAGAGCAGAGGCAACCACCACUCGUGCAAGACACACUUGUCCCUCAUCCUUCUUCUGAUGUGGCUCCUUUGAUCAAAGAGGAGACGGAAGAGGACAAUAUGUGGGGUAGGGAGGGAGACCAGGUGACCUUUUCCCACCAAGGACCAGACGGAGCAGCCACCGCGGAGGAAGUGUCUCACACACCACUGGAUGGGCAACAUGGCCCACACACACACACCACACACACAGGAGAGCAGGAGGCCCAGGUCACUGUGGAGGUCCAGGUGAAGUUCGAAGAGGAGGAAGAGGGUGGUGGGAGGAAGGAAGAAGAGGAGGAGGACAAAAAAGAGGAGCGGAACGAUGGGGAAGCCACAGAAGAACAACAGCAGCAGCAGGGCUUGGGGCAAGGAGAGUUCAGCAUGGAGCAGCAUGGGGGGGCCUCCCUGUGGACAACAUCCACCAGUGACUUCAGCACAGAAACGUACACACACACCCAGCCUCUGUCUGUGCCCCCACUGCCAACUCCACCCCCUCCCCCCCCCCUCAUAGGACCCACCACCAUGGAACAAAACUCUGCCAUGUUGAUGGCCAGGAACACGGGCCGUGCCAGGUGGGGCGUUCAGGGUGACGGACAGGAGCCAUGUGGCAGCCGGCCCCAGGCGGGCUUCAGAACUGGAGGUGGGCCUGCGCUGGGACUGAGUGGUUUUCGCGGCAACAAUGGUGUUGGCAUCGGUGGUUUCAGCAACAACGCCACUGCCACUGUUGGGUAUCAGACUGGCGCCUUGCGCCGUCUCCGGCCCCACCAGUGGCGCUCCGUCGGACCCACGGCAGGGUCUUCAUCAACCUCAUCCUCUUCCUCGCUGUGUGCGGAGCGGCGCGUGUACGUCUGCUCGUUCUGCCCCAAGAGCUUUGCCCGUCUCAGCCAGCUGAAGGAGCACCUGCGGAGUCACACGGGUGAGAAGCCCUUCAGCUGUGCCACCUGCGGCCGACGCUUCACCAAGCACUGCAACCUGGUGCGCCACGCCGUGGUGCACAGUGGUGAGAAGCCCUACCGCUGCCCCACCUGUGCCAAAUGCUUCACCCAGAGCUCCAGCCUCAAGUCGCACCAGCGCACCCACCUGAUGCCCCACCACAGAGAGGGGGCGCUAGUGAGCCGCGCCCAGUUCAGAGGGGCGCUGCUCUCGGGGGCUGGAACAUCCCAAAGCUACAGGGGCUUCACAUAGGACGCAGAACAGGGGGCGGAUUAGAGGAUCAGUCCAUGAUUCUACUCUAGUAUACUCUUUGUCUAAUUCAGCUGAUUGCUCCUCACUGUCCUCUAGCUGUUGGUUCUGUGUGUGUGUGUAUUUAUGUUUGCAAAGCAGAAAUGGUGUUUGUACACAGUCCUGGGUCUGUAAAUGGGGAAACAAAUGUAGUAGCUCCGAGUGAGCCAUGAACUAUUCCAACCAAGUAACAUGAUGUAGAUUUAUUUGAUUGGCUGUUGAGCUAAAUAUCAUCAAUCUUUGGUCAGAAUCGCAGACUACUUUAAAUAUGGAGAAAGGAUAGACAGGGUUGUUCUAUAUCAUUUAAUUUGUGAAUCUUAAUAAUGGUGUGUCCUAAUGCGACUGCAGAUGGUCCUUUGCUCUUCAGGUGAAAGCAUAUUUCUGUACAUUACUCAUUCUGUGUUCAUCUGUAUUUCUGUGGCUGAUGAUGUAUGCCACAGAUGUCUCAAUUUUGUUUAAUUAAAAAGGGCAUGACCUUUUAAAGGAAA
Alosa sapidissima (American shad) is the source of this 2288-nucleotide messenger RNA. RefSeq lists its product as uncharacterized. Gene Ontology annotation, biological process: regulation of transcription by RNA polymerase II. The record is from RefSeq and is a predicted model, not a curated record. The coding region runs from base 247 to 1764 and encodes 505 amino acids. The transcript is spliced from 4 exons. Lineage: Eukaryota; Metazoa; Chordata; Actinopteri; Clupeiformes; Clupeidae. Gene Ontology annotation, molecular function: DNA-binding transcription factor activity, RNA polymerase II-specific; RNA polymerase II cis-regulatory region sequence-specific DNA binding.